UUAAGUUUUGCUUACAACCGGCUGCAGCGGGCUGCCGCGUUCGCUUCGUACUAUACAGUCGUCAGUAGUUAUACGAGACGCAGAAUCGAUCGGACCCGCCGUUUGCUGGCAGCGACUAUAUAUAUUGUACGCAUUACGCACACACACGCUUGCAGAGGAAAAAAGUGAAUACAUCGACGGACGACGAACGACAGAGCUCACAUAGAUUACGUUUGACUUCGCAAUUUCACGCAGCGAGUUUUUAUUAUUUAUUUCGUUUUCGAGCGAUAGGAGCAAGUUUCAGUCGCAGCGAGGCGGAUCAUUUUAUUCACUUUCGCAACAUCUGGAAGACAGCUGCAGUUACGAGGAAAUCCUCGCCAUCAGCCUGAGCCACACGGUCCCGUCAUUCUCCGCACAUAAUAGAGACCAUAGCGCUCGCAGGAAAACACAUCGAAGGCAUAUUACAAAAAGUCGUGAAUAAGUGCAUACGAAGCAAUCGUCGGGAAGAAUUAAUAAAACUUCAACAACCAAGUGACAUAUCGCAAUAUAUUGGAGCUAGAGCGUGCUUGGCGAUUAUUGCAAAGGAGAAUCAAAUUGAGCGUGUGAAGGAGGCCAAAGGUAGCCACGUCGGGUCUUUUAGCCAGCAAGCGGCCGUCCAGCAGGGCGCUACCAUUUUAUAUGACUUUUCUCCGACAACAAGAAACAUCCAGGAUAUCAUCCCGAAGGAAAGGCACGGUGUACAACACAGGAGGCGGUGGCGGCUCGUGGCCUAGCGUUGCUAAAAUUCAUUCUUCCGAUCAGUUCCAUCGUGACGGGUACACCCAGCGCUCAGCACCGGUCACCAUAAGCAAUCAUUCGUCGACGAGCUUUGAUCUGCUCCGGGAAGAAGCUCCGUUAAACGGGCCUGAAUUUGUGAGCACACUAGGUGCAGGUUGCACAGCACAGGCUGCGUGUAUGAUCAUUGUGGGACAUCAGGCAGGUGAGCAAGCGAGCUGCCGACGCGGACCAUCGCGGACGAGGCUUUGCAACGCUCUGCAACAACUAUCGAGCGAUAGCAAACUUUUGUACGCACAGCAAAACACUUUAUUGCUCAAAUAUCCGAGUGCAAAAUUUUCCAGUAAUAGGCAUCGGAAGCUUCAGCCGUUUAGAGAAACGUGACUGGUGUCAUCGUCGGAGGUUGACGCAACGCGACUGAGCACGAAAAAAGAGCAGCACACUGACGCGACACGUAUCCCGGUGUCCCAGAAGGAAGGCGCUAGUGCCAGCGUUGCACUGUUCUCACCCGAAGAAAGCUCGACUCAUAGAGAUUGUCAAGCUGAAGUCGUCGCUGAUUUGCAGUUUAGGCGCUAAGCGCGGUUCUAGGCGUACCAGCAGAACGAAAAAUUUACCAACCUGAGAUAAUUAUUGAAAACGUCCAUGUGCCGUUAGGAUACUAAAUACCAGCACAAGCCAACGUGAAAGCUCAUCGAAUGAAUAAUCGCUAGUUCCGUUGAAUGCUCGCAAGUUCAUUGUACUAUAGCAGAUAAAUCGUUCAUCUCUCUCAGCUGUUUUCCACUUCCAAACGAAAUUUCUCAAAUUUUUUACUCGGUGCUUUUCUUUACCUCGAAAAACUAGUGAAACUUUCUCAAAAUGGGUAGCGUCAAUGUCAACCGUGGCGUUAGCGAUGCCUUUUAUCGUUACAAAAUGCCGAGAAUUCAGGCCAAAGUUGAGGGCAAAGGUAAUGGCAUUAAGACCGUCAUCGUCAAUAUGGUCGAGGUGGCCAAAGCCAUCGGUCGGCCAGCCACCUAUCCAACGAAAUUCUUUGGUUGCGAGCUAGGUGCUCAGACUCAAUUCGAUUUUAAGAACGAACGCUUCAUCGUCAACGGGAGCCACGAUGCGUCAAAAUUGCAAGAUCUCCUUGAUGGUUUUAUCAGGAAGUACGUCUUGUGUCCUAAUUGUGAUAACCCCGAGACUGAGUUACUCGUUAACGCGAGGAAAGGUACCAUCUCGCAAGGAUGCAAGGCUUGCGGUCAUCAUGGCAUGCUAGAAAGCAACCAUAAGCUCAACACCUAUAUCUUGAAGAAUCCGCCUAGCCUAGAUCCGGCAGCGCAAGGUAGCUCCCUUACCGAAGGCAAACGGGCCAAGCGAUCGAAGAAGGCUAAUGGUGAUGCUAAUGGAGAUCGUGCGGGCUCCCCAGACAAUGAAAAUAAUACCAGCACCACCGACAUUAUCGUUGAAGCUCCUGUCAAGAUGGCUUCCGAAAAAGAUGGUGACGAUGACAACUGGGCCGUUGAUGUAUCAGAGGAAGCUGUACGUGCUCGUAUGCAGGAUCUCACCGACGGUGCCAAGGGCCUCACAAUUAGCGACGAUCUUGAUAAAAGUGAGAAGGAGCGUAUGGAUAUCUUCUACAAGUUGGUUAAGUGCCGUCGUGACGCUGGCCAACUCGAUAACCACAAAGAACUGGUUGCUGAGGCUGAACGUCUUGAGAUCAAAACUAAAGCACCCCUUGUUUUGGCUGAGCUGUUAUUUGACCAACACAUUGCAGCUCAAGUGAAAAAGUAUCGAAUUCUAUUGCUCCGUUUCACUCAUGAAGACGUUAAGGCUCAGAAGUAUCUAAUUGGUGGUAUCGAACAAAUCAUUGCUCUGCACAAGGACACGCUCAUGGCUAAGGUACCCGGCAUUUUGAAGUUAUUCUACGAUAACGAUAUUUUGGAAGAAAAAGCUCUAUUUGACUGGUCUAGUAAAGUAAGCAAGAAAUUUGUUUCCAAAGAUCUAUCUCAAGAAAUUCAUGACAAGGCAGCACCAUUUAUUACCUGGCUAAAAGAAGCUGAGGAAGAAGAAUCUGACUCUGAAGAAGAUGAUGAUGAUUUAGAGAUUGAAUACGAUGAUAGAGCUAAACAACCUCUUAAACAACAAACUCAGCAAGCACCUAAAAAACCAGUAGUAGAAGAUGAUUCAGAGGAUGGAGAUGACGUAGAUAUUGAUGCCAUUUAAAAUCAAAAAAUAGCUGAAGCGUCAAAGUCAAAAUAUAUGCCAAGCAAAAUUAGAGAAAUUUAAAAAUUUU
This is a messenger RNA of Trichogramma pretiosum, 3022 nucleotides long. RefSeq names its product eukaryotic translation initiation factor 5 (gene eIF5). NCBI's taxonomy places the organism in Eukaryota, Metazoa, Arthropoda, Insecta, Hymenoptera, Trichogrammatidae. Gene Ontology annotation, biological process: translational initiation; formation of cytoplasmic translation initiation complex; formation of translation preinitiation complex. Gene Ontology annotation, cellular component: cytosol. Bases 1609 to 2952 code for a protein of 447 amino acids. The transcript is spliced from 8 exons. Gene Ontology annotation, molecular function: translation initiation factor activity; eukaryotic initiation factor eIF2 binding; GDP-dissociation inhibitor activity. The record is from RefSeq and is a predicted model, not a curated record.